AGUGUCCCUUUCUCAUUUAAUCAGGGGAAAAUAUUAUUCAAUGUAUAACAUUACAGCUGUUGAAUUGAAUGGCAUGAUAUCAAAAACUCUUAUACCAAACAUUGUUGUACUUGCGAUUUAUGUCGUUCUUGGCACAUGCGGAAAUGUGUUGGUUUUGUCGGUUUAUUCAUUUCAAAUGAAAGGACAAUCAGAUGAAAGAUAUUUCAUAUCGAUUUUAGCUGCAUUUGACUUGAUAGCAACGAUCUACUGUGGGAUUUACAUGAUAAUUCAAUGUCUUAACCAAGUUACAUUUACACACAAUAUUUUGUGUAAAACCACACAAUUUUUUGUUGGAUUAACAACAUUUAUUCCAAUUUUGUUAUUACUCAUAAUUGCAGUUCAGAGAUAUCUUAAAGUGUGUCUGCCCCUGAAACCAGCAAUGUCGCUCCAUGUUAAGAGAACUGCGUUGAUACUAACAAUUGUUAUUUCAUUUUUAUGUGCCUUGCCGUUAGCGUUCGUUUACGGUUCUGUUCCAUUUCACAGCGACACUUAUGGAAUUACGGGAACACGUUGUGGCAAAGAAAAAGAAGGUCACCGAUUAGCAAGGGCCGUAUAUGCCAUUGUGAUAGGAUUUCUUGCUGUUGCUAUAGUAACAACCCUUAUUGUCUUAUACUCAUUAAUUGGAUUUACAAUCUUUCGUCAAUUAAAGAUGAACAAACGUAAAAGUAGUAGAGUAGAAUUCAGAAAUUCGAUGACAAAAACUUAUGAAGAUGGAACUUCUGAAACCGAAAAUAGUGGUGUUACGCAGAAUAAUAUCACUUCCGAUCUAGAUUCCAAAAUAUCAAAUUCAAGUAAAGAACAGCGAUUGGAAAACAAUCACCAAACAACUCUAUCUGAACUUGUUGGAUCCAAAAGAAGACAAAAAAAUAACCGUCGAAUAACUCACAAACUGACAAUUAUGUUUUUUGUUAUAACUUUGGUUUUUUUAUUUAGUUAUUUGCCGAAAGUGAUGUUGCUUCUUGUUGAAGGCUUAAACAUAGAUUUUUGGGAAAAAGUGUCAAACACAGAAAGACCUGGAUUUAUGUUUAUAUAUGAUAUGUUUAUUAUUAAUAAUAUCGUGAACCCUUUCAUAUACGCUUUCAUGGAUAUCAAGUUUCGUGAAGAAGCGACAGUUUUCUUAAAUCGUGUUUUUCAAUGCAAAUUUUGAUUGUAAAUAACAAACAACAUAAUAUAACCUGAACACAUUAUUACAAAGCAUGACAUGACUGUAUUAUAACCAAUAAAGAUAAAGGCCACACCAAUGCA
Mytilus californianus (California mussel) is the source of this 1284-nucleotide messenger RNA. RefSeq names its product cholecystokinin receptor-like. Gene Ontology annotation, cellular component: membrane. The transcript has a single exon. Gene Ontology annotation, biological process: neuropeptide signaling pathway. NCBI's taxonomy places the organism in Eukaryota, Metazoa, Mollusca, Bivalvia, Mytilida, Mytilidae. Gene Ontology annotation, molecular function: G protein-coupled peptide receptor activity. Bases 41 to 1186 code for a protein of 381 amino acids. The record is from RefSeq and is a predicted model, not a curated record.